Molecule: messenger RNA, 2262 nt
Organism: Lampris incognitus (smalleye Pacific opah)
Lineage: Eukaryota; Metazoa; Chordata; Actinopteri; Lampriformes; Lampridae
Product: proprotein convertase subtilisin/kexin type 5
Exons: 10
Coding region: 516-1994 (492 amino acids)
Source: RefSeq, a predicted model, not a curated record
AUUGCUCCUCUUGUUUCACAGGGUAUUUUCUAGACCAGGAGAGUUCGUGUGUCGAGCGCUGUCCUGCCGGCACCUAUGCCAACUCUGCCACCCAGCUGUGUGAGGACUGCUCUCCUAACUGUGAGGCCUGCACGGAGACCAGCGAUAACUGCGUCAGCUGCUCCAAAGGCAGCUAUAAACUUUUUCUCCACCAAGGGAGGUGUUGGUCCAACUGCCCAGAAGGCUUCUUUGAGACGGCGGAGGGGUCAUGCGAAGCUUGUGACAGCUCCUGUCUGACCUGCGAUGGAACAAAGACCCAGUGUCUUUCCUGCACCGAUGGCCAAUUCCUGGAGCGCGGUUCGUGUCGGCUCAACUGCUCCAUUCGGACCUACCCUGCGGACGACGGUACCUGCAGACGCUGCCCUCCCCACUGCGACGUUUGCUCAGACGACAGAACCUGCUUCAAGUGCAGUUUCCUCUACCUGAUCCUGAGUGGUGUGUGCAAGGCCAGUUGUCCCACGGGUUAUUAUGAAGACAUGGAGGAGGGCCGGUGCGGUCAGUGCCACCACACCUGUAGCAGCUGCUCGGGUGCCCUCGCAGACGACUGCGAGACCUGCUCCUCCGUCACCCCCAAACUGUAUGAAGGGGUAUGCUCCGCAGACUGCCCCACUGGCACCUACUAUGAGAGCACAGCAGGGGAAUGCCAAGAAUGCCACCAGACGUGUGCAAGCUGCUCCGGUCCCGAGGCCAACCAGUGCACGCAGUGUGAGAAGGGCCUGGUACUGGACCCAAACACUUUGUUGUGCGGAGUCACGGGUGACACCGACUGCCCACCGAGGACCUACCUUCACGAUGACCAGUUCACCUGUAUGGCCUGCCACCGGCACUGUCGGUCCUGUGGGGGGCCUGGCCACGACGACUGCCAGACCUGCGCUGUGCCGACAUACCUCCACAACAGCACCUGUGUGAACGAAUGUCCAGCGGGCACCUACGUCUCAAGACAGGAUGCUGAUGGUUCGGCCCUGGGUUUCUGUUUGCCGUGUGACCACGUCUGUUCCACUUGCACCGGCACGUCACCUAAGGACUGCCUCGGCUGCUCCGCGGGUUACCUGAGCCUCCUUCACCUCUGCGUGGCGCAUUGUCCGACAGGGUACUACAACGAGGGCUCCCGCUGCAAGAAAUGUGACCGCUCCUGCGAGCUGUGUAACGGACCGGGGCCCGAAUCCUGCAGGGCCUGUCCCGAUCCCCUGCUGGAGCUGCAAGGCGCCGGGCUGUGCGUGCAGCGCUGUCCACGCCACUUCUACCAGCUCGGCCGCAGCUGCCUUCAGUGCCACACCAGCUGUCAGACAUGCAAAGAUGCUUCGCCUCAGAGCUGCGUGACGUGUGACCGCGGCAGCACCCUAAAGGACAACGUCUGUUACCCGCGCUGCGAGGAGGGGCGCUAUUUCUCAGAAGCGGAGGCCUGCGAGCCGUGUGACCGCACGUGCAGGCACUGCACGGGCCCGAGACCUGACCAGUGUCUCACCUGUCCGCGUGGCUCUGCGCUCCGCGCCGUGGAGAAGCGCUGCGCCCCCUGCUGCCAGGCCGGGGGGAACGGCACCGACUGCUGCGUCUGCGACCUCCGCUCAGCUCUGUGUGUGGAGGCCCUCCAGCCUGAGUUGGGAGUGGACGGGACAGCAGGCCAGGAUGAGUCACCCGGAGCUGCCGAGCACUCCUCGGCCGCCCUGACCGCCGCCCUGCUGCUGGCGCUGGGACUGGCUCUGGCCGCGCUGGCCCUGGCCAAGGCCCGCGCCAGGAAGCAGCUGUGCUGGAGCCGGAAGUACGAGAGGCUGAGCGGCAGCGCCGACGCCAGCAGCGGGCCCCACGGCGUGCCCGAGCCGGACAGUGGCGACGAAGCCGACGUCGUGUACACCAGCAGCGGGGGGUCGGUGUACCGACGCUACAGCUUCAUUUACGAGCAGGACGCACACGCCGACCGGGAGGCGGGUGACGGCGCCCGCCUCGACCGGUCCUAGACGGGUAAGCCGCCCGAGAGGAUUUAGCAUAGCUGCGGGUCCCCGUGGUCAAGGCCGGGAUCAGGCGGAGCCCAGAGCAGUUAAGCUGAGCUGUAGAGUAGAGCGCACUGGGAUUUGAUGUUCACCAUAUUAAGUUUUGAGCGAUUUCACAAGCUGCCUUUGACUGUACGUUAAAAGUGAAAACGUGAAUUGAAGAGAUUGUAGGUCCUGGGUUUUGUCUCAUUUUGCUGUACAUAACAAUAUAAUUGAAAUAAAAGCCUUUUUUUUC